Messenger RNA from Vicia villosa (hairy vetch), 1573 nucleotides. RefSeq lists its product as uncharacterized. The transcript has 2 exons. Bases 254 to 1267 code for a protein of 337 amino acids. NCBI's taxonomy places the organism in Eukaryota, Viridiplantae, Streptophyta, Magnoliopsida, Fabales, Fabaceae. The record is from RefSeq and is a predicted model, not a curated record.
UAAGCAAACAACACCACAAGUACUGUAACAAUAAAAAGAGACUUUAUUUUUGUACUACUACCACUCUACCACUACUUCAUAAAUUUUUUUAACACUUUCUUCUAAUUUUUCCUUUACACGUUUCAUCAAACGGUCAGCAUUUCUUAUCACUUCCCUUAUAAAUACCCUUCUCCUCUUCUUUCUCAAAUCUCCUAGAACUAGUAGCACUGGGAUAAGUUAGGUCCCAGUUAUUGCAAAAAAAACAUCAACAAAAAUGAAAUUUCCAACACUCAAAGUGGCUCUAAUAUCAUCUGGAGUUUUAUCAAUGGCGGUGGCGUUGAAGCUUACGGUACCAAUUGUUUCACACUUCAUCCUCAACGAAGCUCCAACCAUCUGGUCCUUUAUCCUCACAUGCUUCACACCGCCUUAUCUCUAUCUCCUCAUCAACCUCAUCAUCCUCACCAUCGUUCUUACCUCUAAAUUCCAUAAUCAUAACCACCACUCCUUGCCGGAGCCUCUUCCUUUCGCUGCCAACUUUGACGGAACACCUUCUCCCGUCCAGAUCCCUGCGCCUGUACCAGUCGAGAUCUCAGAAAUCACACCGCUAACUAACUAUAAUGCCUUCGUUUCAGAAGGAUCCACUUACGAAGUGAAAACUGAUGAAACAGUUGCGGUAGGUAACGAAUCUAACGUUUCUUCUGUUUACAUCCUCGACGAAAAUACUCCGGCGAAAACGACGGUUAUCGAAGCCGCUGAUGACUCUGUUCUCGUUCCGAGCUUGAAGAAGAACUCGUCUGAGUUUGCGUUUCACGAUGAGAACGAGAAACCUCCGGUUUCUUCAAGGUUCAGGAAAGCCGUUAGAUCAAGUCCCGAAGGAGGAAAGCUGAAUGCGUUGAGAGUGACAAAGACGAAGAAGCAAGACACGUUGGAGAAUACAUGGAAGACGAUAACGGAAGGGAGAGCGAUGCCGUUAAAUAGGCAUCUGAAAAAGUCGGACACGUUCGAAUCACAACCGCGCCGUAGCGGUGUGCCGUUAGCUGAUUUGAACGGCGGAGUAGGAGGAGGCGGCGGUGUUCCCGUGAUGAAGAAAUCGGAGACGUUUGGUGGAAGGGAGAAGAGUGUUUCUCCCGGAUCCGGAGGGAAGAUGAGGAAGGAAUCGUCGCUGAGUCAGGACGAGUUGAAUCGGCGAGUUGAAGCGUUCAUCAACAAGUUUAACGCGGAGAUGAGGUUGCAGCGGCAGGAAUCGCUGAGGCAGUAUCGGGAAAUGGUGGAUGGGAGAACUUGCUGACGUGGGAGAUGGAAUCCAACGGUCAUAUUUUGGGAAAAUGUAAAUUUAAUGGUGGAAUUUGCUGACGUGGCAGAUAUAAUCCAACGGUUCCUUUAUUUUUGGUGAUGUUCAAUCGAGAUAGUGACUGAACAGUGAACUAUGGUUUUUUUAAUGUUGAAUUGGUUUUCUUAGGAAAAGAAAAGAAAACAUAUAUAAGGUUUUGUUAUGUUUUGGGAUAUUAUUCAGUUUUCUUCAAGAUUUUUUUGUUCUUUAUUAUGUUUAUAGAGUGCUUUGUUUGAAAUCAAAAUAAAUGACGAGGGAAUAGUA